Messenger RNA from Perkinsus marinus ATCC 50983, 1227 nucleotides. RefSeq names its product cAMP-dependent protein kinase regulatory subunit, putative. Lineage: Eukaryota; Perkinsozoa; Perkinsida; Perkinsidae. The record is from RefSeq and is a predicted model, not a curated record. The transcript has 11 exons. Bases 1 to 1227 code for a protein of 408 amino acids.
AUGGGCAAUCACUUCUGCAGCAAAAAUAAGGCCGCCGAUUCAGAGGUUGGUACCCCUCUUCCAGCCGACGGCAGCCAACAUGUAGGCGUAUUGUCGACGUUCUCCGAUACAGUAGUGGCAACUGCUGGGACUUCGUUGCCGCCAGCACCGGUGACCAUUGACGUUGGUAGUCCGAUAAGUGAACGCGACUCUUCUCCUUCUGGGAAGGGAUUGGCUGAUGAUUAUGACGAUGAAGAGGCAGAAGAACAGAAAAUUACGGAGCAGAAAUCGGCUGGUCGUCGACCUGGAGUAUCGGCGGAGGCCUAUACGGUCGAACGGAUGGACACCUACCAGGCUCCUGUGUAUCCCAAGACACCCGAGGAGAUCAGUACUAUCAAGAGCAUGUUGUCCUCGGACCAGGGUGACAGCCGAAAGAUCCUAUUUGGUCACAUGCGCGACUCUGAUUUGGAGAAGAUUGCACUGGCAAUGCGUAGGAAGGACGUUAAUCAAGGAGAGAGCAUUAUCCGACAGGGCGAUUUUGGUGAUGCCUUCUAUAUAGUGGAACGAGGCACAUUUGAUAUCUUCGUUAAGCGAGGCAAUAAGGAGCCUUUGAAGGUGGUCUUUGUCUACUGGGCUUCCUUUGGUGAACUAGCGCUGAUGUAUAACGCGCCACGGGCAGCUACUGUGACUGCGACGUCUGAUGCCAAGCUGUGGAGUCUCGAUCGUGAGUGCUUCCAGCUGAUGGUCGUGACCAGUGAGAAUACGAAGAAGAAGAAAUAUGAGUCCUUCUUGGAGAAGGUCCCUAUCUUGGCCGACUUGAACAAGUAUGAGCUAGCACAGUUAUCGGAUAUGCUCACCUCCGAAGUCUUCAGCAGUGGGGAGGUCAUCGUUAAACAAGGAGAUGUCUCAGGAGACAAGUUUUAUAUUUUGGAGAGUGGCGAGUGCAUUGCGUCUAUAUCGGGACAGGAAGGUGAAGUGGAGGUCAAGAGGUAUACCAAACCUGGGGACUACUUUGGGGAAAUAGCUCUACUCAAGCAUGGUGAACCCCGCAAGGCAACUGUCAAGGCGGCUGAUGAUAAGAAGGGCUGUCGGGUACUCUCGGUUGGUCGAGAAGAGUUCAACCGUGUUUUGGGCCCUAUCACGGACGUGCUGAGGAAGAAUGCGAGCAAGUACCCGUCUUACAAGGACUUCCUCACUAUCACAGAUGAUGGUUGUCCUUCUAACGAUCCGGUUGAUCGCAGAAACUGA